CUAAAAAUUCUCUAAAACUUCUGACCAAUCAGAGUAGUCUGAAACUGCCAUCUGAUUGGCUCUGGCAGUGAAUGGCGAGAUGAGAGAUUAAACCAGUGAAACUGCGGCGUCCCUGCAUAUCGGACAUUAACACCAACGCGUCGUUGAAGAGAUAUCUUACAACGUUAUCUAAAAGUAUAUUUUAUUCGCUUGUGGAUUAAGGUCUCGUGCUGAUGAGCGUGACGCGACACUUCAAUUUUCUACUGAAGGAACUUCACGAGCGCUGCUUCCGGUCUCUCAGUGUUCACCAUGGCAACCGUCGCUCAAACUAAAGAGCUGUUCCGCCGCGCGGAAGCGGUGUGUUUCGAUGUCGACAGCACCGUGAUCCGCGAGGAGGGCAUCGACGAGCUCGCCAAAUUCUGCGGCGUCGGUGACGCGGUCACUGAAAUGACCCGUAAGGCCAUGGGGGGAUCUGUCUCAUUUAAAACAGCUCUGAGCGAGCGCCUGUCCACUAUAAAGUGCUCAAGGGAACAGGUCAACAAACUGAUAACUGAUCACCCCCCUCAGCUCACGCCAGGGAUUAAGGAGCUUGUUGAGAAGCUUUAUCAGCGUAACGUGAAGGUGUUCCUCAUCUCAGGCGGCUUCCGCUGUAUUGUUGAACACGUGGCGUCGCAGCUCAACAUUCCUCUGCACCACGUCUAUGCAAACCGCUUGAAGUUUUACUUUAAUGGGGAAUACGCAGGUUUCGAUGAGUCUCAGCCCACAGCGGAGUCGGGUGGGAAAGGGAAAGUCAUCAGUAUGCUGAAGGAACAGUACGGCUUUGACUGUGUGGUGAUGAUUGGAGACGGAGCUACUGAUCUUGAGGCCUGUCCACCUGCUAGUGCAUUCAUUGGAUUCGGUGGAAACGUCGUGCGGCAGCAGGUGAAGGAGAAGUCCUCAUGGUACGUCACAAGUUUUGAGGAGGUGCUAGAAGAACUUGAGAAGAUUUAACAAUGACGGCUGCUAUUCUGAUGUGAACAUAAAAGAGCAUAGCAUCCUUGAUCUAUGGUACUAGCAUUGUGCCUUUACAAGUUUUACAUAAUGCACAUUUUUUUUUGUUUGUGUUUUAAAUAUGCUGUUGUUUACAUAAAGCGUACUGCGCAAGUAACACUAAACCACAGAUAACAAGUCAGUUUGCUUUGUUUAUUUUUUGUUUCUAAUGCAACAUUGUACUGUACGGUUCUGAUUUUAACUGUAAUGACCUUAACAUUUGGAGUGUGAGGCUUUGAUAGAAACAGAAUUUCUUGAUAAUUAUUUAAAAACUAAUGUUUUUCUUAUAGGUGCAGUAUGCAUAUUUGUGCAUAAAAUUGUAAUAUUGUCACAGAUAAUAUUGUUAUAAACAUUUUAAUUAACA
This is a messenger RNA of Myxocyprinus asiaticus (Chinese sucker), 1372 nucleotides long. RefSeq names its product phosphoserine phosphatase (gene psph). The record is from RefSeq and is a predicted model, not a curated record. Gene Ontology annotation, biological process: L-serine biosynthetic process; dephosphorylation. Bases 289 to 969 code for a protein of 226 amino acids. Gene Ontology annotation, cellular component: cytoplasm. The transcript has 6 exons. Lineage: Eukaryota; Metazoa; Chordata; Actinopteri; Cypriniformes; Catostomidae. Gene Ontology annotation, molecular function: L-phosphoserine phosphatase activity; magnesium ion binding.